UUCAGUUCAGUCAGAGGUUUGCUAUAAAAGCCUGAGCUGCGCCCCCCACACUCUGCUCUGCUGACCUGGAGACCUCGCCGUCCAGCAUGAAGACUCUCCUCCUUGUGGCGCUGCUCGGAUGCCUCGCCACCGUGUUCGCGGCCCCCGCUGACAAGGUGAAGUGGUGCGUCAAAUCAGAGCAAGAAUAUCGGAAAUGUUUGGAUCUGGUAGCCAAAGCGCCCGCGUUCUCCUGCGUGAAGAAGGAAAACACCAUCGACUGCAUCACUGCUAUUAAGGCUGGUGAAGCAGAUGCCAUCACUUUGGAUGGCGGAGAUAUCUACACCGCUGGACUGAACAACUACGACCUUCAUCCUAUUAUUGCUGAGGACUACGGCACCUCUUCAGAGACCUGUUACUACGCUGUUGCGGUGGUGAAGAAGAACAGUGGAUUUGUCUUCAGAGACCUCGGGGGGAAGAAAUCCUGCCACACUGGGUUGGGGAAAUCUGCAGGCUGGAACAUUCCCAUAGGAACUCUGCUGUCCAAGGAUUUGAUUCUGUGGGGAGGCACUGAUGACAGCACUCUGGAUGCGGCGGUGAGCAACUACUUCGCAGCCAGCUGUGCACCAGGGGCAACAAUCCCCAAACUGUGUCAGCUGUGCAAGGGAGACUGCUCCAGGUCCCACAAGGAGCCUUACUAUGACUACGCCGGAGCCUUUCAGUGUCUGGUGGAUGACGCUGGAGAAGUGGCUUUUGUGAAGCAUCUCACUGUACCUGACUCCGAAAAGGCCAACUAUGAGCUGCUGUGCAAGGAUAACACCAGAGCACCUAUCGACAGCUAUAAAACCUGCCACUUGGCCAAAGUACCAGCUCAUGCUGUUGUCACCCGGAAGGACCCACAGCUGGCGGAAUUAAUCUGGACAAACCUCAAUUCAGUGCAGGACUUUAACCUCUUCUCCUCUGAAGCCUACGCACCUGCCAAAAACCUGAUAUUCAAGGACUCAACUGUGAAGCUGGUGCAGCUGCCCGCUAACACAGAUUCCUUCCUGUAUUUGGGUGCUGAGUACAUGAGCAUUGUCCGUUCCCUUAAGAGAGAGCAGGCUGAAAGCACUUCAUCCACUGCCAUCAAAUGGUGCGCUGUGGGCCACGCUGAGACCACCAAGUGUGACACAUGGAGCAUCAACAGUAUUGGUGAAGAUGGCACCACCUCCAUUGAAUGCCAGAAUGCCCCCACAGUUGAUGAGUGCCUGAAAAAGAUUAUGCGUAAAGAGGCUGAUGCAAUGGCAGUGGAUGGAGGACAGGUGUACACAGCUGGGAAGUGUGGUCUGGUUCCUGCUAUGGUGGAGCAGUACAAUGAAGCGCAGUGCAGCACAACUGGAGCCGUAGCCUCGUCUUACUAUGCUGUUGCUGUGGUGAAGAAGGGUUCAGGGGUGACCUGGGACAACCUGCGGGGCAAAAAGUCUUGCCACACUGGCGUUGGCAGAACUGCUGGCUGGAACAUCCCCAUGGGUCACGUACACAAACUAAAUAACAAUGACUGUGACUUCACUAAGUUCUUCAGUAGUGGCUGUGCCCCCGGAUCAGAUCCCACCUCUCCAUUCUGUACUCAGUGUGUCGGCAGUCGCAAAGCUGUGGGAGAGGAAUCCAAGUGCAAAGCCAGUGCUGAUGAGCAGUACUACGGCUAUGCUGGAGCCUUUAGAUGUCUGGUUGAGGGUGCCGGCGAUGUUGCCUUCAUCAAACACACAACUGUUUCAGAAAACAGUGAUGGCAACGGUCCAACAUGGGCUAGUAAUCUGAAUUCUGCUCAGUACGAGCUGAUCUGCCCCGGGAAGGGUCCAGUGCCGAUAACUGACUACGCCUCUUGUCACCUGGCUAAGGUGCCUGCGCACGCUGUGGUGACUCGUCCGGAAAGCCACAGCAAAGUGGUCCGCAUUCUCAAGGACCAGCAGGCCAAGUAUGGUAUGGGCAGUGAUGCUGCAUUCAAACUGUUCCAGUCAGACAAUGGAAAGAAUCUUCUCUUCAAGGACUCCACUAAGUGUCUCCAGGAUGUUCAAGCUGGAACAACCUAUGAGCAGUUUUUGGGAAAUGAGUACAUGAAUGCCAUGAAUUCACUCAGAGAGUGCAGUGAAACCACACCAGAUCUGGAGAAAUCUUGCACUUUCCAUAGCUGUCAGCAAAAAAACUAGUGGUGACCUUGGACCAUAUGGUGCCUCAUACAGCCCUCAGUGAUUCGAGCACCUUACCCACAUUUCCCACACUCGACCCAAAAAUUGCAAUGUCUAUUUUCUUAAUGAUCUUGUUGUAGACCAGUUUUUAGAAGUACAACCAACAAACAGAUUCAUUUCAAUACCAAAACAUACAAAUCAACUAUUAUGUGAUCAAUUAUGUCCACAUGUAAUUAUUUUCAUACUGUCGAAACAUAAUGUUACAUUACCUGUGUCAUUGGAUCCAUGAUGUUUUGAUGUUUUGUCACGUGCCUGACUUUUCUCAAAUAAAGCCUUUUUAAUGCUC
Messenger RNA from Micropterus dolomieu (smallmouth bass), 2487 nucleotides. RefSeq names its product transferrin-a (gene tfa). The transcript is spliced from 17 exons. The coding region runs from base 87 to 2162 and encodes 691 amino acids. Gene Ontology annotation, biological process: antibacterial humoral response; iron ion transport. Gene Ontology annotation, cellular component: extracellular region; early endosome; plasma membrane. Lineage: Eukaryota; Metazoa; Chordata; Actinopteri; Centrarchiformes; Centrarchidae. The record is from RefSeq and is a predicted model, not a curated record.